Molecule: messenger RNA, 4836 nt
Organism: Leptomonas pyrrhocoris
Lineage: Eukaryota; Euglenozoa; Kinetoplastea; Trypanosomatida; Trypanosomatidae
Product: putative mitochondrial p-glycoprotein e
Exons: 1
Coding region: 1-4836 (1611 amino acids)
Biological process (GO): transmembrane transport
Cellular component (GO): membrane
Molecular function (GO): ATP hydrolysis activity; ATP binding; ABC-type transporter activity
Source: RefSeq, a predicted model, not a curated record
AUGAGCGAGUCCAACACGGACGACCCGCCCACCGCUCCCCCGCCCGGUGUGGAUGCGGAGCGGGUUGUCUUCCCCGCGUCGUCGGCCGAGGAGGCGCUGGAGGAGCUGCGCGCGCGCGACGGGGAGCAGCAGACGGCGCGGUCGGCGUGGGCGGAGCACGUGCACGGGCUGUGGGGCGCGGAGCCGCCCUACGAGCCGCAGCCGGAGGACCGCAGCGGCGUCGUUCUCGGCUCGCUCUUCUACAGCUGGAUGGGGCGGUACAUCUUCCAGGCUGCGCGCGAGGAGCUGACGGAGGCGGGCCUGCCGCGGCCGACGCGUGCGUUCCGCGCCUACAACGCCGGCACGCGGCUGUCGGUGCAGAUGCAGUCGCAGCAGCUGCGGCGCCACGCGUGGGACGGCUACAUCGGCGCGCGCGUGGGUGUGCGGCGCGACGCUGCGAGCGACGGCGUGCUGCGCUGGGUGGGCGUCGUGCAGCAGUACGGCACGCCGCGGCAGCUGUACGCCGGAGUGGAGUGGCUGGUGGCGCCUGCGCCGCGCCACGUUGGUGUGCUGGGCCGGUGGCUGCUGUGCCGCGGCGGUGGCGCCCCUCCACACGGCCCCGGCGCCUUCCACCGCGGCGAGGUGUGCGGUGAGCACCUCUUCGACCUCGCGGACGGCGACACGGUUGCGACGUGCGAGCUGGUGGAGGACGUUGUGUUCCGCCUUGGCGCUGCGGAGGGUGGCCGCGGUGCUGCCGCGACGGAGCGUGCCCUACGCCGCGAGCUGCCUGCCUCCGCCCACGAGCCGCCCCGGUCGAUUCAGGUGUGGUGGACGAUAUGGACGCUGUUCCGUGAGAAUCUUUUGCUCCUCGUGCUUCUCGGACUCCUCGGGGACGCCUGCAGCCUUCUGCAACCCCUCCUUCUCAAGUGGUUUGUUGCGUACCUCGGUGAGGUGCUGAACGGCGGAGGUGGCGGUGGCAGUGGCAGCGGCAGCGACAGCAGCAGCGACGCAUCGUCGAGCAGUGGCGCGCUGCUUGACGGAUACUUCGGUGCCGCCGCAGGGUGGCAGCGCGGUGUACUUCUCGCGUUCUGCAUGUUUGUCACCAUGACCGUUGAAACCGUAUGCUCAAACAAACGGUUUCACGUGCGACGACGCUGCUCGUUGCAGGUGCGCAACGCUAUUUCGGUGCUGAUGUUCGAGAAGGUCUUCACCAUGUCUCCUAAGGCGGCCCAUCACCCCUCUUACAACGCCGGUCGCCUCGCAAACAUGCUGAGCACAGAUGUGGAAAACAUUGGCAGCUUCAUCUCAAUGUUCUGGGCACUCUUUUCGUCUCCGUAUAUACUUGCGAUUGCCUUCUAUCAGUUGUAUCUGUUGUUGGGCAACAGCGUGUUUGUCGGGGGCGCCAUGGUGCUUGUGUUUGCACCCCUACAGGGCUUCGCCAUGAAAGGCUUGUAUGCCCACUUCAGGGAGCGUGCGUCGGCAACAGAUCACCGCGUGAAGGCCACGACGGAGCUGUUCUCUGGGAUUCGUGUGAUCAAGUUCAUGUCGUGGGAGCCUUCCUUCAUUGCACGUAUCGAGGACAUGCGCAAGGAGGAACUUCACUUUCUUAAAAAGAUCCAGAAGUCCUUCAUGAUGAUCUUUUUCCUGUUUAACGCCGCCCCCGGAUUUGUCAUUGCGAGUGUGUUCUUUACCUUUGGCAUGCUUGGGCACACGCUGACGCCGUCUAUUGUCUUCCCGGCUCUCGCGCUGUUCCACAUGUUGACCUCGUUUGUGUCGAUGCUGCCCUUCACGUUUCAGAUGGUGAGCAAACUCCUCGUGUCGCUGCGUCGGCUGAACCUGUUCUUCGACACGGAGGAUGACCUCGUCCCCCUCAUUGCGGACAUCAAGGACUUCCGGGAGGACGACCAGAGCAGCCGUGACGCCCCUGAGAACACCGGGCACCCGCCCUCGGAGAGCACCGCCGCCGCCUUCGUACACGCGGAGCUCAGCACCUACGUGGCGGAGGAGCUGCCGAAGCCCGCCGACGACGCUGCCCCCGCGAGUGCGGAGCCCGCGGUGCAGCCCACAGAUGACACUGCCGCUGCUACCGCUGUUGCUGCUCCGGCGGAGGGCCGGCCGGCGCACGCGCAGCCAUCAUUCAAGGAGGACGCUGUCUACCUCCUCAAGACGAAGGCGCUGCUGGAGGACGUGGACCUGCGCAUCCCGCGCGGCAAGCUGACUGUUGUGCUGGGGCCGACGGGGUGCGGCAAGUCGACGCUGCUGGACUCGCUGAUCGGCGCGCUCGCGGUGACGCGUGGCCGCGUUGCGUGCAGCCGCUGCGUCGCCUACGUGCCGCAGCAGCCGUGGAUCAUGAGCGCGACGCUGCGCGACAACGUUGUGUUCUUCGGCGCUGCGGACGACGCUGCGUUCGAGCGCGCGGUGGCGAGCAGCCAGCUUGCGGCGGACCUUGCGCUGCUCGCUGCUGGCGCUGCGACGGAGAUCGGCGAGAAGGGCAUCAACCUGAGCGGCGGGCAGAAGGCGCGCGUGAGCCUGGCGCGUGCUGUGUACGCGGACCGCGACGUGUACGUGCUGGACGACCCGCUGUCCGCGCUGGACGCGCACGUUGGCGAGCGUGUGAUGCGCGAGUGCGUGUGCGGCGCGCUGGCGCACAAGACGCGCGUGCUUGCGACGCACCAGGUGCACGUUGCGCGCGACGCGGACUACGUGGUGGUGCUGUCGGCGGGCGGCCGCGUCGCCUUCCACGGCACGCGCGACGCGUACUACCAUGACCACCUGUCGCGCGAGACGAGCGCCAGCGUGGCUGCGGACGACACCGCGGCUCCCGCUGCUGUUUCCGCUGCCCCGGACACCGCCGGCGCGGCGAAGGCAGACGACCUCCUCUUCGAUGGUGAGGACGCGGGGGCCGGUGCCUCGGGUGUGUCGGAUGCUGCUGCUGCGGCGGGCAAGGGCGGCGACGCCGGCAAGCUGCUGACGGAGGAGGAGCGCUUCCGCGGUGCGGUGCCGCUUGCUGUGUACGUGCGCUACAUGCGGGCGUGCGGCGGUGUGUGCGUGUGCGUGGCGGUGAUGGCGCUCUACCUCGCCACGGAGGCGCUUGUGAUGGCGCCGUCCAUCUGGCUUGCGCUGUGGUCCACCGCCUACCUGCCGCUGACGUCGACGCAGUACAGCACCAUCUACGUGUCGCUGUCGCUGCUCGGUGCGCUGUGCGGCCCGCUGCGCUACUGGGUGUCGAUGACGGUGAUGCGCCGCGCCAGCUACGUGGUGCACGGCGAGCUGCUGCGCUCCGUUGCCUGCGCCACGCUGCAGUUCUUCGACACGACGCCCGUUGGCCGCCUCAUCAACCGCUUCACCAACGACAUCAGCAACAUCGACAACGACCUGCAGACCAGCUACAGCUCCCUCCUCACCACCGUGGCUACCUUCUGCUCGACGGUGGCGAUGAUGGUGUUCACGCAGGUGUUCGUGCUGGUGGUGCUGGUGCCGUGCAUGGUUGUGUACUACUUCCUGCUGCGAUUCUACGCGCGCGCCAACCGCGAGAUCAAGCGCCUGGUGAACCUGGUGAACUCGCCCGUGCUGUCGGUGCUGGAGGAGGCCUUCGGUGGGCGGUGGACGGUGCAGGCCUACGGCGUUGCGCCUGCUGUGAUGCAGAAGGCGAUGCGCUGCGUGGACGUUGUGUUCACGUGCUCGUACCUGCAGCUCGGCGCGCAGCUGUGGCUGUCUGUGCGCAUCCAGCUGCUGAGCACGGCCAUCACGCUGGCUGUGGCGCUGGGUGCGGUGCUGGCGGUGCACGUGUCGUUCCUGCCCGCCAACAUCGGCCUGCUAUCUCUGAGUAUCACGCUUGCGCUGGAGAUCAGCAGUUUGCUAGACGGCAUUGUUUCUGUCGUAGCCUCCGUUGAGGCCGAUAUGAACAGCGUCGAGCGCAUCUUCUACAUGACGGACCACAUCGACCACGAGGACCUGCGCGGUGCCGUGGAGGCGGAGGUGGACGCGAUGCACGCCGGCAGCGGUGCGCGGGAGGUGUCCGCCCCGGUGGACGACGCGGCGGCUGUUGCGUCCCGUGUGAGCUCGCCUCUGGCGCGGCGGGAGUGCGGCGCUGCUGAGUUCGGGUCGCUUGUGCUGGAGCACGUGGACAUGCGGUACCGGCCGGGGCUGCCGCUCGUGCUGCGCGACGUGAGCUUCGCGGUGCUGCCCGGGCAGAAGGUGGGCGUUGUGGGCCGCACGGGCAGCGGGAAGUCGACGCUGCUGCUUGCGCUGCUGCGGCUUGUGGAGGUGUGCGGCGGGUGCAUGCGCGUGUGCGGGCGCGACGCGCGCGACUACGGCGUGCGUGAGCUGCGCCAGCUGUUCUCGAUGAUCCCGCAGGACCCGCUGCUGUUCGACGGGACGGUGCGCAGCAACGUGGACCCGUUCGGCGCGUGCGGCGACGCGGCUGUGUGGGCUGCGCUGCGGCAGGUUGGGAUGGAGGAGCGGGUGCGGAGCGGCGGCGGCGGGCUUGACGCGCGCGUGCAGGAGGGCGGGUCGAACUUCAGCGUUGGGCAGCGCCAGCUGCUGUGCCUUGCGCGCGCGCUGCUGAAGCGUGGCAGCGCGUUCCUGCUGAUGGACGAGGCGACGGCGAACGUGGACCCCGCGCUGGACCGGCAGAUCCAGCUGACGGUGCAGCAGACGUUCCGCGACUACACGGUUGUGACGAUCGCGCACCGGCUGCACACGGUUGCUGCGUACGACGUGAUCCUCGUGAUGGACGGCGGCCGCGCGGUGGAGUUCGGCUCGCCGCGUGCGCUGGUGAACACUGAGGGGUCCCUUUUCGCCUCGAUGGUGCAAUCGAUGAACGGGAUGCCCGUGAGUCUUUCAUUUCAAGUUUAA